AGUGCGCAUCAUAGAGGGCACUAGGCUCCCAUCAGCUUCUUGUAAAUACACAGUCCACUCGUAAACGCUUUCUGUCCGCGUUUCGCUUCGCUGCCUGUUUUAGUAGCAUUCUAGUAAGAUUAAAGCUUCGACCGCGGUUCGCCCGCGGAUUACUUUGACUGGAUAGGAAUCGAAAUGAUCGUUACCGCUAACCUUAAGAGCCGUUUUAGGACAGCCACCACAUCUCUACGCGCAAACGCUGAGCGCAUAUUUCGCUGACGGGUUCCCGUCAACCGAAGUUAUCACGAAAAUGUGUUUUCAACCGCGGAUAAGGAAAACGGGCAAAUGGUCCGGUGCAUGAAAUGCUCCCGCCUGGCCGCCUGGGCGCUGCAGGUGUUCCGCGUUGGGUUUUCGGUUGAAGAGAGAGGGAGAGAGUGACUGGGGCCCCACGGGACCGCGAGGUAGAGGGCAGAUGCAUCCGUUUUGCUCGACGCUCGGCCGGCGCCGCUUUUCCUCCGCUGCGCCGGGUGCCGGAUCGUUGCCCGCAGGGGAGCUGCGGUCACGUGUUCUCUUCGUCCGCGGACGCUUCCGUUGGCAGCGGUCGUGCGACCGGGGGAACGGAACAAUCGGCGCAGUGCUGCCACCAUUUGCCGAGUGUGACGCCGUUGCUCGUCGCGGUGAUCAGAGGGCGUCUGGAUGCCUGAACGCUUCGCGCCCGUCUUUGUCGCUAUCGUGUGCUCCAGCAACGACGUGCCUGUGCCUUGCGUCUCUUUGCGAACCAACACACGUACAGCCAUGUCGCAUGAUGCCGUGAUGUAUUUCCUGGCGCUCAUCGAGCAGCGUCCCGCGCUGUGGGAUGUGAGCAACGAUGAUUACCAGAUCCGCACGCUCAAGCAAUCCCUGUGGGAAGAGAUCACGGCACAGAUGACACGGAAGUGGCCCUCGUUCGGCCCCUACAACACCGAGUCUCUAAAGACGCUGUUCGCGAACAAGCGCCGGACCUACCGACUGGAGAGGAAGAAGAUGCGCGACAAGGGCCUCCCAGACACUGCCGAAGCUUAUACGGGAAAGUGGCGGUACUUCCGAGUCUUGGACAACUUCUUGAGGAACGUCAUGCAGGCGAAGGCUCCCAACGAGUCCUUGGAAGAGCAGGAGCCUGAAACGGGCCAGGAAGGCUUCGAAGAGGUUCUGCUACCAGACGACUUUGGAGACGAGAGCCCGCAGUUCCACAUACUGGGCGGUAGCUCGGUCGCGAGCACCCGCGCAUCCUCGCCCGAAGUUGGUCAAGCUCAGCCCGAAAGUUCUAAGCGACGACGUGACCCCGAGCCCUCGUCCACACCGCUGCUCUUGUGCUCGUCGGAAAAUUCCAGGCGCCCAAGGGAGCCUGAGCCCAGUACGACCCCGUACGACUUGUGGGCGCAAAGUCAGUCCCUCGCUAAAAUAGCACGCGCCGUUGAGCAGACAAUCGAUGUGGAUGACGCUGCGGGACAUUUCGGAAAGACAGUUGCUGCCCUGCUACGACCGCUGGACGGCAAAAGACUCGUCAGGUGUCAAGCGGAAAUACUAGGUGUGAUUGAAAAACAUCUCGCUGAAUGAGGGAAGCCUGCCACGUGUUUCCUUUUUAAUUGACCUGCUACCCCGUAUACUGCGCCUUGUAAACAUGUCAUUUUCUUCGCUCGAGGAUAAUUAAAGGAAAACCACACAAACUGGGCCAAACCAGAAA
Dermacentor silvarum is the source of this 1702-nucleotide messenger RNA. RefSeq lists its product as uncharacterized. Gene Ontology annotation, cellular component: transcription regulator complex; nucleus. The transcript is spliced from 3 exons. The coding region runs from base 676 to 1575 and encodes 299 amino acids. NCBI's taxonomy places the organism in Eukaryota, Metazoa, Arthropoda, Arachnida, Ixodida, Ixodidae. The record is from RefSeq and is a predicted model, not a curated record. Gene Ontology annotation, biological process: regulation of transcription by RNA polymerase II.